Molecule: messenger RNA, 676 nt
Organism: Cetraspora pellucida
Lineage: Eukaryota; Fungi; Glomeromycota; Glomeromycetes; Diversisporales; Gigasporaceae
Source: the annotation of a GenBank genome assembly
AUGAUUCCAACUACUAGCAGCAUUCAUAUUAUACUAAGUGGAUCCAAAAUAAUUCCGUGGGGUGAUGUCCAUGUUGGUACAGCCUUCAUGCGAGGCAAUAGUUCUUUCCACCAAAAUAUUUAUUUAGAGGAUUCAGUUUUAACACUUAAAGCGACUAGGAAUUUUAGUGAGGCAUAUAAUCGAACAUUUAAUUAUUUCUCAGGUGCUGUCCAUGCCAAGCAACUUCUUGAAGUGACUGAGCAGUACCCAUCCUAUACUAUGUGUGGUGACUUUUUAGCUCCAAUGAUUCCAGGAGCUUGGCCAGCAUUCUGGAUAACUGCUACAAGCUGGCCUCCUGAAGUUGAUAUCCUUGAAUUUAAAGGUGACAACAAUGAUAAUUUUAAUAUUUACAUCGAUAAAAAUACUCCUACUUAUUGGGACCAAAUUCGUAUACACUCUUCUGAUGAUUGGAAUACUUAUUGUCUUUAUAUGAAGAGAGUAAAUAAUACGGAUGUUAAUAAUACGGAUGUCGACAUAACAUUUUCUCUUAAUAAUAAUAUUAGUAUAACGCAUACAGCAACUGAUUAUGUCGGAAAACAAUUUUGGGUAAUUAUUAAUUUAGAGAUGGAGGGAAGCUCAGGACCUAGUGGACCACUUAAUGAUACAUAUUAUUAUGCUCGUAAUGUUUAUGUUACAA